Molecule: messenger RNA, 1564 nt
Organism: Tripterygium wilfordii
Lineage: Eukaryota; Viridiplantae; Streptophyta; Magnoliopsida; Celastrales; Celastraceae
Product: sphingoid long-chain bases kinase 2, mitochondrial
Exons: 12
Coding region: 101-1201 (366 amino acids)
Biological process (GO): phosphorylation; protein insertion into mitochondrial inner membrane; phospholipid biosynthetic process
Cellular component (GO): TIM22 mitochondrial import inner membrane insertion complex
Molecular function (GO): kinase activity; ATP binding
Source: RefSeq, a predicted model, not a curated record
CUUUGACCGAUAUGAGGCUACCGAGGAUGGAUCGUCACCAUUAAUACGAUUACUUACAGAAUCUGUCGAAGGAAGUGAAAAAAAACUAAGUUGGAAAUAAAUGGAAAUGGUGGCGUGGUACAAUCAGAUAACAUUGGGAGGCGUACAGACAGCAAUGGCAAAAUCUUCCGUUGUUUUGCGGGCAGGGCAUCCCUUGGCGCCUGAUCUCUCUCCCGACCGAUCCAUGCUCAGUAGUUCCGGACUCUCCUCUAAUCGCCGUCGCGAUCUUGUUUUCAUCGUCAACCCCCGAGGAGCUAAUGGGAGGACGGGGAAGGACUGGAAGAAACUGCUUCCGUAUCUCCGGUCUCGUCUCGGUGGCGAUUGUAAUAUAUGUGAAUCUCUGACUUCAGGUCCUUUGCAUGCUAUUGACAUAACAAGGGAGGCUAUAAGGGAGGGUGCUGAAGCUGUUAUUGCUGUUGGAGGUGAUGGAACUCUACAUGAGGUUGUUAAUGGAUUCUUUUGGGAUGGGAAACCUGUUUCUGAUCACAUCAAAGAGGCUGCUCAUUCAACUGCUCUUGGCCUUAUCCCUUUAGGGACUGGGUCUGACUUUGCCAGAACAUUUGGGUGGAAAAAUGAUCCUCAUGAAGCCAUCGAGCGCAUUGCUAGAGGGCUGAGAUCAAGAAUAGAUGUUGGAGUUAUCAGUGGAGAAAGUGGAGAAUUGCAUUACUUCAUAAAUGUUGCUGAUGUGCAUUUGAGUGCCAAAGCAGGUUACUAUGCUUCAAGAUACAAGAGAUUUGGUAAUUUAUGCUAUGUUAUUGGUGCUUUGCAAGGCUUUAUGGGGCAUCGUAAUGUGGACCUCAGAGUGAAGGUCAAUAAGGGUGAGUGGGAAAUCUAUUCUCAAGUCUCAGCCAUAUGCAUCGGAAAUGCAAAGUACUUUGGGGGUGGCAUGAAAAUUACUCCAAAUGCUGACCCUCAUAGUGGAAAUCUUGAGGUUGUAAUACUCCAGGAUUUCAAGUGGUAUGACUUUAUUUUAAAACUGCAUAAACUAUACAAGGGGACACACUUGUCAGUGAAAAAUGUAUCUUCAAGAAAUGUACAUUCUAUUGAAGUUGAGGACAUUUCUGGAAGUGGUGGCGUUUAUGUUCAGUCUGAUGGGGAACAUUUAGGUUUUCUUCCUAGGAAGUUUUGCAUUUUGCCUGCUGCUAUUGAGAUGAUAUCCUGACACGAGCCUCUGAGAUCCUCAAACUGUGAAAAGAAUUGUUUUGUCUACUUGGUUGCUUGAAAUGGUUGCAUCUCUUGGGCAAGAGACUGGACUGCUCUGUUGGAAUGGUGGCCCAUUUUUUGUGGCAAAGCAAUUAUGUGGAAAUAAAAGGUCAGAAACUUAUGAGCAAGAGUUUAUUGAAGGAAAACAAAUCACAAGGCUCUGAUGGGUAGCUUGGAGGAGAUCUUAUGACACAUGAAAUUUGGCAAUUCUAAGAAUUACUCUGGCCUUCUUUGCAAAGUCUUGUGGAUUUGCUCUGUGUUUUAUAAUGUAAUGGUACUGCAUCCAGUUUCACAUGUAACAUGCCAAAGCACACUUUUUUUU